Molecule: messenger RNA, 1396 nt
Organism: Cladocopium goreaui
Lineage: Eukaryota; Dinophyceae; Suessiales; Symbiodiniaceae
Source: the annotation of a GenBank genome assembly
CGUCCCGGCGUGCACCAAUGAUGAGUGCCCGCAUGGUGCCCAACCAACUUGGCAGGGCCGAAGUCCUGGAGUGCUGGAUCUGCCGGGAUCGCAGCCCUGAAGCCUUGGUGCAGCCAUGCCGCUGUCGGGGAUCCAUGGGUGGCGUGCACGCCUCCUGUGUGGAAGCCUGGGUGGAAUACCAUCGAAGAAGCACCUUCCAAGGCGCAGAGGCUCCUUGCUGCCCAGUAUGCCGCUAUCCGUACGGGGGUCGCAACAUGGCUCCAGGGCCCAAGGUGCUAUUCCGGCACCUCACGCGAUGCUUUGGGCAGCAGCUGUUGCUGACGCUCUCGGAAGCCUUGCGUUUUGCCAUCCUUGGCACCCUGCUGGUGCACUUCUGUCGGCGCCCCGUCCCAAGCCCCUUGGAGACAAACGACUGGCGACAUUGGCAAAAUUGGCUGAAACGAUCGACAGAGCCGCCCGAGUGGCAGAACGAAAGCAGCACGUGGAGCAGCAUCGCUGGCAUGCUGCUGUGCCUCUUCUUGUUGCAUACCCUGGCGGUGCUUCUGAUCUCGCUGCCGCCCCACCGUGCCCCGCCGGAGCGCCGCGUGCUGCAGCGGCUCUUCACCAGUGACACCUGGCGACUGGCGCGACAUGUGGCAGAACUCCUCGCCACGGUGCUCUUGUUGGGAUGCAGGUGUUUCUAUGGUGACCUGCCCUUUACUUGCUUCCUGCCUGUGGGACUUUUAGCGAUCCUACCGAUCUGUCAGCUCGCGCUCUGGUAUCGGCCCACCGAUUGGUGCAGAGAGGGAGCACUCAUGUUGGGAUGCCUCAUGAGCGCGCCCCUGCUGUUGACCCUGGAGCUGGGGCAAUUGGCCUGGCAGUGUCGAUAUCGAUUCUUUAAUGUACGGGAUGGUCCAAUGCACCUUUUGAUUGCAUUGAUCGCCUGUCCCCUCGCUCUACUCCGAAGCUCUCUGAAGCCAGCCUUGAUGCUCUUCAUGGCACACUCAGCUGUCUUGACUCUGUGUCUGCUGGGAAGAUGUUGUUGCCAAGGGUGGUCAAGACGUUUCCCUCGUUUCGCGACCCUGCGGGCCCUGCGCAGUCUUUGCCGUCGCUGUCACCGCUGUCGCCGCCGGCCUCGGCUCGGCCCUUUUCUCCGCGAGCCGGACACGGCGCAGCUGCAACAGCCAGAGGCUGGAGCACUCGCCUCGCGCAAUGACUGGCGACCGGGCAACACCUGGUUUUAUGCUGUGAUGGUUGCCUUAGAAGCGUUCAGCCUUGCGGUGGAACAAAAGUGGAUCACUCUGCUGCUACUUCUGCUGGCUCUCCGCGCCUUGCAGCGAGCUGCCGUGGAUCCACCCCCUCCCAUGUCACGCGGUGUGAACAGACGCGGCACAGACGCGGAAGGGGUGGCGGAAAA